AUGGCGAUGAGAGCGCUGGGACAUUCCUUAUCCCUACAUACCAACGAACUUAAAUCGGAUACAACUGAGGAAAUUCGAAAGCUGGUAAUCCGAUGUAUUGAGAAUGCGGGAGGAAUGAGCGUUCCUGAGGCAGUUUUGGAGGUCGUCGAUGAACCAGUAUUCCUAAAAAGACGUGUCUUACCAUAUGGACAACGAGAAGGUGUGCUGAAUGCGAUCAACCGCAUGGAGAAGACUGGUGUUAUUUCUCGAGUGACGUCAUCAACAUGGGCAACUCCUAUUGUUGUCGCGAUGAAAAGUGAUGACAGAACUCCGAGGAUAUGUGAUAAUUACCGACUGACAAUCAAUCCCCGAUUGCGAAAAUGUGCAGCGACGACCAUGGAGACAGAGGACUCCAUGAAAUCCCUACACGGUUGUCAGUUUUUCUCCAAAAUCGAUCUGGCAGAUACCUAUCUUCAAAUUCCAUUACAUCCAGAUUCGUGGGCAUUUACAACGAUCAAUACACCGUGGGGAUUGUUCCAGUACAAUUUCCUUCCGUUCGGUUUGCAUGUAUCAUCCGGAAUCUUCCAGUCCACAAUAGAAAAUGUGGUGUCUGGGUUACGUGGAGUUAUGACAUAUCAAGACGAUUUAAUUGUGUUUGUAACAACGAAAGAAGCACAUGAUAACAAUUUGGAGAAACUUCUCGAACGAUUCAUGGAGAAAAAUGUGCGCAUCAAACCAUCUAAGUGCAUUUUUGGAAUGAUGGAGUUGGAGCUCCUGGGAUUCACCGUCUGUUCCAAAGGAUAUCGACCGGAUCCCAACCGAUUCAAACCCCUGGUGAAUAUCGAAUUCCCGAAAGAUCAAAAUCAUCUACGAUCGACUAUGGGAUGCCUUCAGUAUUAUUCACGAUUUAUUCCUAAUUUCGCCACCAGGGCCCAAACGUUGUUUGUCGCACAAUCCGCAGCAGACUGGAAAUGGACCGUGAGUUGCGAAAGAACCCUUCACGAAUUGAUACGGAACAUCACUGAACGUCCACUCCUGGCAUCAUUUUCCCCAUCAAAAUCGAUUAAACCAGUGACAGAUGCGUCCGAGGUGGGCAUUGGUGCCGUGUUAGAGCAAGAAGGGCUUCCCGUUAUUUGUAUUUCCCGAUUACUCAACCAUGCGGAGAAGGGGUACUCGCAGACCCAGAAAGAAGCCCUGGCGGUGUUUUGGGCUGUCCGCAGAUUGCACAAGUAUUUGUUUGGACUACACUUUACCAUUGUGACGGAUCAUCAGGCACCACAAUUUUUACUCAACCCCAACAAGUCUAUCGUUAAAGCCACAGCCGCCAUGAUUCAACGAUGGAGUAUUGCACUGGCAGCGUACGAUUAUGAUAUUAUACAUCGGCUAGGCAAGACGAUUCCACAGGCAGACUUCCCUUCCAGCAAUAAUUACAAGGAAAAGUCUAUUGAUUUUGAAACUCCAGUUAUGAUUGAUGAAGAUUUGGAGAGGCGGGAGGAGGAGGAGGGGGAUUCACACUCGUUCGACAAAAUGUGA
Molecule: messenger RNA, 1512 nt
Organism: Echinostoma caproni
Lineage: Eukaryota; Metazoa; Platyhelminthes; Trematoda; Plagiorchiida; Echinostomatidae
Source: the annotation of a GenBank genome assembly